Messenger RNA from Ylistrum balloti, 1449 nucleotides. RefSeq lists its product as uncharacterized. The record is from RefSeq and is a predicted model, not a curated record. Gene Ontology annotation, molecular function: oxidoreductase activity. Bases 16 to 1203 code for a protein of 395 amino acids. NCBI's taxonomy places the organism in Eukaryota, Metazoa, Mollusca, Bivalvia, Pectinida, Pectinidae. The transcript has 12 exons.
GGGUAAACAUGAAGUAUGAGGUUGACACUUAAGUUGAUAACACCGUACAUACGUACCCUUUUGACCCUACAACGUCCCGGAGUGAUACAGGACGGGUUUGCUUCAAUCCUAACACCACUUAGAAAGAUGACGUCUCAAGGACAAGGCGUGGUCGCCCGGGAGGAGUUGCACAGUUAUGUGGUGCGGUGUAUGGAGGCGGUAGGGACCAAGAGGGGGCACGCAGAAGCACUUGCCGAUCUUCUGGUGUCGGCCGAUUAUCGGGGUCACUACAGUCACGGGCUCAACAGAUUAGACAUGUAUGUCAAUGAGGUUAAAGCCGGAAUGACGUCAACAGGUCAAGAUAACGAACCAACCGUUGUGAAGGAAACGAUAGCAACAGCACUGGUGGACGGCAACAAUGUGUUAGGACCUGUGGUAGGAAAAUUUUGUAUGGACCUGGCCUUGAAAAAAGCCAAGGAAGCAGGAAUAGGGUGGGUCUCCGCUCGAGGAUCCAACCACUUUGGAAUUGCGGGUUGGUACACUAUACGUGCAAUGGAACAAGGAAUGUUGGGAAUGUCUUUCACCAAUACCUCUCCUUUAAUGGUACCAACGAGGGCGAAGGAGCCCACUUUGGGAACGAACCCGAUAAGUUUGGCAGCACCAGGUAACAAUAAUGAUGCUAUGGUAUUAGAUAUGGCCACGACCAGUGUGGCCCUCGGAAAGAUAGAGCUACAAGAUAGAAAGGGGGAGCCUAUGCCGUCUGGAUGGGCAUUGGAUAAAUCAGGGAAGGAAACUCACGAACCUAGCCAGUACGCCGGUCUUCUUCCUCUCGGUGGCACUGAACAAAGCAGUGGAUAUAAAGGCUACGGUCUAGCAAUGAUGGUAGAGGUUUUCUGUGGUAUACUAUCCGGAUCAGCCUUUGGUCCUAAUGUACGCAGCUGGAAGGAGUUUAACAAGAAAGCAAAUCUGGGUCAGUGCUUCAUCGCUAUCGACCCCAAUGCUUUCGCAGACGGCUUCUCGGACCGAAUGAGUUCCCUGAUAGAUCACUGUCGUAACCUAGACACGGCAGAAGGUGAGACGGAGGUACUAAUUCCUGGAGACCCAGAGAAGAAGCACAUGCAAGAAUGUGAUGGUUUAGGAGGCAUUCCUUAUCAUCCAAAUCAAAUAAAAUUUGCAAACGAACUGGCGGACAGACUAGGAGUCAAGCCUUUUGAAGUCAAGUAAUUCUAACUGUAGGAAAUAAGGUUAUGAAUAAGCGCUUGAUGUAGAUGGACGAGUGAGAGGUACUAAAGAAGACUGUGUUGAUUUUAAAUGGGAUGAUAUGGCAUUUCAAAUAUAUAUCACAGUCGUUAUUUUUCACAUUGUUAAAUUUUCAUGAAUAUAUAUGUUUAGGUUGUUUCAAGCUUUUGUACGUAUUGUUGUUAUAUACUGUACGAUAUAUGUUUACCAUCAAUAAAAAUAUCAACACGA